GCAAGUGUUUACCGGAAAUGAGCGUCUUGCGUCGCUCGUCGACGCUCCAAAACCAUAGAACGAUGUAAACAAGACAAAACAGCCGCCCUUAACUUAUUGUGCCUUCGCCAUGAAUGGGCAGCGGCUUACAAAGGUCACCCGGAGCUCACAGCAGGAAAAUCUGUCCUUUUAAAACGAGCAAGCAGCCGUAAACAGUGAUGGAGUUGUCUCAGAGGGACCGGCUGUCGCAGCUGGUGGAGGAACUCACCACAUCGGGACAGCCACAGCUCAACCAGGAGAAGAUGAAGGAGGUCAAGAAGCUCUGCAAAGUGUCUAAUGACUGCAUCGACCACGUGUACCACUCAGUGAUGUCCCAGUUAAACCAAGAACACGCCGAGAUCCGACUGUCUGCCUUCCAGAUCGCCAGCGAGCUCUUCUCUAGAUCGCACCACUUCAGGACGCUGAUAGUCGACAACUUCCAGGAAUUCUUGGAGCUGACAGUAGAGACAGAUUCAGAGCAGCCCCUCCCUCCUCCUAAGGAAGUAGCCAGGAAACUGAGGUCGCUGGCCAUCCAGACCAUCCAGUCAUGGCAGGCGUCUUAUGGUUCUGCUUAUAAGAAGCUGGCUCUGGGAUACCACUUCCUCAAACAGGUUAAGAAGGUGGACUUUCAGGAUGCUGAGGCCAGAACGGUAGCAGAGAGGAGGAGGGAGGAGGAGAGACAGAGGAAAAUGCAGAGGAUCUACAAGGAGAGGGUGGAGGCAGCAGCCAAAGACAUGGAGGAGUCAUACGAAGAAAUUGAAGCAACGCUGACGGAGAUGGAGUCCUGUAUGAAGCUGCUUUUCCCUCAGUUUGACCUCACAGCUGUCCAGGCAGCCAAUAGCAGCCCUUCAAACUCCCAACCAGCCAAUGAGUAUCCUUCAGACGAUGACCAGCCCUGCUGCAGCAAAGACCUCAAGGAUGAUGGAAGAGAAAGAAAGACGCUCGAAAGGGAAGAAAAGAAAAGAGGCAGUGGAGUGACAGAGGAGGAGAAAAGGUCUGAAGGCGAGGAGAGGAGAGGUGGAAAUCAGCAGGAGGAGAAGACGGGAAAGGAGGUUGAAGAUGGAGAAGAAAAGGAGAGUGCAGAGGGAGAGCUGGCAGAAGAUGAUGAGGAAGAAGAGGAGGAAGGAAGUAGUGAAGAAGAAGAAGAGGAGGAUGAGGAGCCUCUUGAUGAAGGUUCCUUUAUCAGGAACUCAGGGCUCAUCUCUCACUCCUACAGUCUGGACCUGAACCUGAGUCCAGGUCUUCAUGUUAAAGAGACGGAGGAUAAUGAGCCAGUGGUUUCCACGGUGAUAGACCUGCACAGGCUGAUAACAACCAAACACCUACCGGCUGUGCAGGGCUGGAUUCAGGUCUUUACCAAGUCUGGUGCAGAGCAGCAGCUGUUGAGAAGAGCGUUGGAUCUGAAGAAGUCUCUGGAAGCCGCGCUGCAGAAACAGGAGGAGCUUCACAUCGACUACAAGACCAGGACCCGCAAAGUGCUGAAGGCUUCUUCGGACGGAGACGACGACGAUGAUGACGAUUUCGACGAGGUUCCAGAAAAAGAGGGUUAUGAGCCGCACAUUCCAGAGCAUCUGCGAGCCGAAUACGGUUUGGAUCCUUCUCCUUCCACCUCAACAGCACCAGUCGCCCAAAAAAAGCCUCCCGCUAAAAGACCUGUAGCUCCUCCUCGUCCUCCUCCACCCUCCUCUUCGUCCUCCAGGCGGCUGAAGCGACUCUUAGAGGAGGAACAAGAUCCAACCUCUGUUGUUGCCACUCUACGCCUCCUCAAACAGAAGAUCCCUCUGCCCACAGAAUCCAGCGACUCCUCUGGUCCCAGUUCGUCUCAGUCUGGUUCAGAUCAGAAGGCUGCCCAUGCUCCCGUGGUUCCGUUCGGUUUGGAUUUGUACUACUGGGGCCAGGAGCAGCCCAACGCUGGCAAGAUCAUCAAGUCAGCCUCUCAGCAUCAGUUCUGGGUUCCCAUAAACACCGAGGAGGAGGUGGAGAACGAGGAGAUGGCGGCGGAGAGCAGGAGCAGAUACAUCUCCUUCCCCGGGACCUUCACACCCGUCAGCCACUUCUGCAGAGCUCCGCUGGGCAACGGGAAACUGUGUCAGAGACAAGAUCGCCUCAAGUGUCCUUUCCACGGUCGGAUCAUCCCUCGAGACCAGGAGGGUCGACCCUGCAGCCAGGAGGACCGACUGAGGGAGGAGCAGGAGGAGAGGAGGAGGAGAGAGCAGCAGCCUGACUGGCACGAUGCAGAGCUGAUGCGAGACAUCGAGGCGGCCACAGGAGAGGACCUGGGCUCUAGUCGGGUUCGUGGUAAAAAAGGGAAGAAGAAGAAAUAUCCCAACCUCAGCGAUCUGAAGCAGAGCACCAACACGGCACGCUCCAGGCUGGAGAAAAAAGUCUUAAACAAGAGCUCCUUACGAAGAGUGGCUGAGGUGAUGAACAAAGUCGACAAGAGGAAACACGACAAGUUCUCCAACCAGUUCAACUACUCCCUCAAGUGACCUCCAGCCACCAUCACACGCCUCCAAAUGAAGUGGAGCGGACUGGUUCUCCUCUUAGUAAAUUCUUCUUAUUCUGGUUCAUUUCAAUCAGGUGUGUUCAUCCUAGAUUCUAGAUGUUCAUUCGCUGUUUGGUGCAACUGGUGGUGGAGAUGGAGACACAAUAAUCACAUAAAGAGAAACACACCAGGUUGAAAUUAACAGUUUAUCCAGAUUUAUUGGUGCUAAAAGAAGAAAGAAUUUAAUUUAUUGAUGUGCACGUAUAGGGAUCAGGUUAGCAGGUUAUCAUGACUGGUGACUGCAAUAAUAUGUGAAACAGCUGACAUGAUUUAACUGUCAGCCUCUUUAAGGAGACGCCUUUAUAGAGAUGUGAUCAUUAAUCAGAUGUACAUACAUUAGUAAGGUGUGAUGAAGUAAUGAAAAUGAUAUUUCUUUUGACCUAAUUUAUUGGCCAAAUUGUUAAGCUUAUUAUUGCCUUUGUGUCAAACCAUGUCCAGGCUCCUUUUUCCAUAAGUGGCCCGUUUUUACUCCUUUUUUCUACUAUUUUCUUGUUGAAUUUGUUAAUGUGUGCAUUAAAAACGAUGUGUGCCACAAUAAAACUGUAAAUGUUAA
Messenger RNA from Amphiprion ocellaris (clown anemonefish), 3116 nucleotides. It is a transcript of the gene uvssa, whose product is annotated as UV-stimulated scaffold protein A. Gene Ontology annotation, cellular component: chromosome. The transcript is spliced from 15 exons. The record is from RefSeq and is a predicted model, not a curated record. Bases 198 to 2507 code for a protein of 769 amino acids. Gene Ontology annotation, biological process: transcription-coupled nucleotide-excision repair; response to UV. Gene Ontology annotation, molecular function: RNA polymerase II complex binding. Lineage: Eukaryota; Metazoa; Chordata; Actinopteri; Pomacentridae.